AUGGUGAAAAGAGGAGGAGGUACGAAGAGGAAGCCAGAGAUGAAGAAGAUCGCUGACAAAGCUUCGCGAGCCACAACUUUCUCCAAACGCAGAGAAGGUCUCUACAGUAAAGCGGCUCAGCUUUGCGUUAUCUCUGACGCUCAAAUCGCAAUCUUAGCGACUCCAUCUUCUUCAAACUCCAACGCUUCUUUUUUCUCGUUUGGUCACUCCUCCGUUGAUUCCAUCGUCUCUGCUUAUCUGUCGGGAAAGAGACUUCCUCCUGUUUCAUCAUGUGGUGGUACCAAAGCGGCGAGAGAAGACUUAGGUAUUUGUAUGGCCCGCAUGGAUCUAGGGUUAGGGUUUUGGUGGAACGACGAGAAACUUGUCAAUUCUAAGAAUCGCGAAGAACUUAUGGAAGCGAUGAAGUCCAUGGAAGUACUCAUGGAGCAGGUUAAGGAAUUGAAGGAUCAAGCCCUAACAACAACGCUUCCUCCAUCAUCGUCACAUGAUGACUUGGAUGAAUGGAGCGAGAUGGAACUUAAUCAACUCCUCCAAGAUGAUUGUGAUGAUGAUGCACCACCACCACAUGUUGUUGUUAGCAACACUGAAAAAGAAGAAGAGGAUCAGACUGUAUCUGAGAAAACCUGCAACAACAACAUGAACUUUGUAUCAUUACCUGAAACAGCGGGAAGAAGCUUGGAAGAAAGCUUGGAAGAAGAGAAGAUGGAUAUUGAUUGGGAUACUGUUUUUGUAUUCGAUGAGGAGCUUAGUGAUGAUGUAUCACCACCUGUUGUUGGCAACACUGACAAAGAAGAAGAGGAUCAGAAUCUAUCUGAGAAACCUUGCAACAAUGGCAACUCUAUGUCAGUACCUGAAGCAGCAGGAAGAAGCUUGGAAGAUCUUGAUUUGGAUAGUAUAUUUGAAGGUUUGGCAUCCUUUGAUGAUCAGAAGCUCCUUUGGUCUGAUGAGUUAUUGUUCAUGUAA
Molecule: messenger RNA, 963 nt
Organism: Eruca vesicaria subsp. sativa (arugula)
Lineage: Eukaryota; Viridiplantae; Streptophyta; Magnoliopsida; Brassicales; Brassicaceae
Source: the annotation of a GenBank genome assembly